Molecule: messenger RNA, 5340 nt
Organism: Symphalangus syndactylus (siamang)
Lineage: Eukaryota; Metazoa; Chordata; Mammalia; Primates; Hylobatidae
Gene: TRIM4
Product: tripartite motif containing 4
Molecular function (GO): zinc ion binding; protein binding
Source: RefSeq, a predicted model, not a curated record
UGGUCAUGUUGUAUUUUUUUUUGCUUAUUUUUUUCAAUUCCCUCUUCAUAGUAUGAAGUAAAGACUGUUUUUAUGCUUGGAGAUGAGUGUGUCUUUCCUUCUGCUAGGCCUUUAGUGCUCUUGAGUGCAUAGCGGUGGUUCGAUGGUAUCAGUCUAGUCAGAGAUUGGGCUAGGUUUACAGUUUGUUGUUGUGGUUAUCCUCAGUGCACAACAGACUUCAAAUUUCCCUAGAGAUAGCUUAUGUGUAGGGUGUGGGCUUUAUUUUGAAAGUAUGUUUUAAAGAGGUCUGUAUGGAUGUCAACUUGACACAGAGUGGACAGUGGUAAUUUUGUAAUAUAUCAACUUUGCUAAGCUAAACUAUGUUUCCCAGAAUUUCCUUUCCUUUUGUUUCUGGUUAGAAUAGCCCAAAAAAGACAUGGUUGUGUCAGUCUUGAAGGGGAGAAAUGAAGCAUCCCUCCAGUUUUAUACUUGAAAUGGUGGUGCAGGGACACUAGGUGCUACUGCGGCUCAUCCACUUUGUCACCAAUCAGCUAGUUCACCUCGUUGGGAUGGGGCAGAAGCUUUUCCCUGAGUCUUCCUUCAGCUUUUUUGAUUCCCGAGCCGUGUGUGUGUCUAGUCCUGUGGCAAAGAGUGUCAGCUCCUCUAGCAAGGAUACUCAAAUCUUUAAAGUUGGAGACAGUGAAAGAAUGACCAGCUCGUGUCUUAGGUCCCAAUUCAUUCUUGCUCUUCCCUACUUUAUGUUCAUCUUCCCUUCUUAACUGCUUGCCCUGCGAACAUAAAGAAACGUAAUGAUUCCACUUCUCUGAAUGAACCUUGGCUGGUACACAGACUUAUAGACAUUUCAUGAUGGAGAAAAAUUGUGAAUUAGGGAGCCUCACUUAGUAAAGAAGGAAGGUCAUCUCUGUUAUGGCAGGAAUAAAGACAUAAGGAUUUUAAGGGAUUUACCUGAAAAGAUUUAAAUGACUACUGUAAGGGGAAUAAAUACUUUGCAGGAAUGCUGACACUUCUCAUCCAAUACUUAGGUAGACAUACAGACACACAGAUGCCAUAAACACUCAUGGUAAAUAUCAGUUAACUGUUAAGAGCAUUCCUUCCUGCUUGGUCCCUAUUAAAGAACCAGAUCCCUUCUUCAUAGAGUAUUCCAACUUGCAAAGGAAAUCCAUUCAUUAGUUGUCUAAUUUAAAUGUUUUAGAAAUAUUCCAUGGAACUUUCAUCAAUAACCCCCAAACAGAUAUCUCAAGAACCCCUUUUUCUAAUCAUUUAAUCAUACUACUUACUGAGAAAAAUUAUUAUAGGAAAGGCAGUAUUUGAUAUUGGGACAUAAAAAGAAUGAAAAAUCUGUUAAAUAAGCAAAAGCCCAUUAGCCUGAAGCUGUCUUGGUAUUUGAGUUCCUACAUAACAAAAUACAACCUGACUUAGUAUGUAAAUGAACUGAAGCCUAACUUACUAUAUUUUAUUACAAAUAGCUGGGUUUCAGCCAAUCAGGGCCGAGCUUCAGCCAAUAACAGACAGCCAACUGAUCAGACCAUGCCUCAAUAAGGCAAAUGCCUCAUCAUAUCAUUGUCAAAUAAGGCAGACACCUAGAUGUUAGCUAAUCAGGUGAUUUCUCUACUUUGCUUCCUAUAAAAGCUAGCAGUUCAUACUGCUGGACAGAGCUCUGAACCUCUUUUGGUUCUGAGUGCUGCCCAAUUCGUGAACUGUUCUUUGUGCAAAUAACUUCUAUUAAAUUUGUCAGUCCAGAGUUUUUUUUUUUAAACAAAUAUUCACAAGAAAAGGAAGAAAGUGGGAAGAAUAAAAAGCAAAGCACCUCAGAAACACAAGAUCGAAAAUCUACUUAAGGGAUAUAGAUAAUUCCCUGAAACAGGUAAGCAUAUUAUUUGUUGAAAGCCUCCAUGGAUGUUCUUUGGGAUAGCAAAAUGGUUGCUACUUUUCAAAUUGUUUACCAAAAAGGCAACGUAUCUGCAUCUCUGAAUCCAAAUCAUCCCCACGUUAGCCAAACUCCAGGCCUACCAACACAGAUCCUUCAAGUCUUCCUGGCCUGCCAGGCCCCUAGGCUGCAGCUCGCCCAGAACUCCUGGGACUCUAGAACUUAAAUAGGUCUAACCAGCAGGCGAACACAGACCUGAACCCUCAAACUUGGAAAGAAAGAUCAGAGGCACCUCCCCGGUUUGCUCCCCCAGGGACCACAACGUCCAGCUCUAACGCCUUGCCCAAGUCCUCUGUAGCUUUCCACAGGGAUUUCUGGGUCUCUAUAGCUGUUAGGAGGAGCCGCCCACCGGUCCCGUCCUGCCCCGCGCCUAGGCCUGGACCAACCCCCUCGCGCUUCCGGCGCGGAUACCCAGCAGCUUCCGGUCUUGCGCGCUCAGGUCGGGCAACGGCCGCGCGUUCUUUUUGGGUCCUGAACCCCGGAAGAGAAACUGCGCAGUCCCCUUUUCCGUGAGGCAGUGGCGUCGGUUCGGAAGUCGUCUGGCCUCCCCGCGGCCGCUCGCAGCUUGCGGGCCUCUCCCGCGCCUCACGUCGGACUCCGUCUCCGCGGCAGGGAAGCAGCAUGGAAGCUGAGGACCUCCAGGAGGAGUUGACCUGCGCCAUCUGCCUGGACUAUUUCCAGGACCCGGUGUCCAUCGAGUGCGGCCACAACUUCUGCCGCGGCUGCCUGCACCGCAGCUGGGCGCCGGGCGGCGGCCCGUUCCCUUGCCCCGAAUGUCGGCACCCAUCGGCGCCCGCCGCGCUGCGACCCAACUGGGCCCUGGCCAGGCUGACGGAGAAGACGCGGCGCCGGCGCCUGGGCCCCGUGCCCCCGGGCCUGUGCGGCCUCCACUGGGAGCCGCUGCGGCUCUUCUGCGAGGACGACCAGCGGCCUGUGUGCCUGGUGUGCAGGGAGUCCCAGGAGCACCGGGCUCACGCUAUGGCACCCAUCGACGAGGCCUUCGACAGCUACCGGACAGGUAACUUUGACAUCCACAUGGAUGAAUGGAAGAGAAGACUAAUUAGGCUGCUGUUCUACCAUUUUAAGCAGGAGGAGAAACUUCUUAAGUCUCAGCGUAAUCUCGUGGCCAAGAUGAAGAAAGUCAUGCGUUUACAGGAUGUAGAAGUGAAGAACGCUACACAGUGGAAGGAUAAGAUAAAGAGUCAGCGAAUGAGAAUCAGCACGGAGUUUUCAAAGCUGCACAACUUCCUGGUUGAAGAAGAGGACCUGUUUCUUCAGAGAUUGAACAAAGAAGAAGAAGAGACAAAGAAGAAGCUGAAUGAGAACACGUUAAAACUCAAUCAAACGAUCGCUUCAUUGAAGAGGCUCAUCUUAGAGGUGGGGGAGAAGAGCCAGGCCCCCACCCUGGAGCUGCUUCAGAAUCCAAAAGAAGUGUUGACCAGGAGUGAGAUCCAGGAUAUGAACUAUUCCCUUGAACCUGUAAAGGUGAAGACAGUGUGCCAGAUACCAUUGAUGAAGGAAAUGCUAAAGCGAUUCCAAGUGGCUGUAAACCUAGCUGAAGACACAGCUCAUCCCAAACUCGUCUUCUCCCAGGAAGGGAGAUACGUGAAAAAUACAGCAUCAGCCAGUUCUUGGCCAGUGUUUUCUUCAGCAUGGAACUACUUUGUUGGAUGGAGGAAUCCUCAGAAGACUGCUUAUGCAGAGAGAUUUCAGCACUUACCCUGUGUUCUGGGAAAAAACGCUUUCACCUCAGGGAAACAUUACUGGGAAGUUGAGAGUAGAGAUAGUCUGGAGGUUGCCGUUGGGGUGUGUCGGGAGGACGUCAUGGGAAUUACUGAUCGUUCAAAAAUGUCCCCAGAUGUGGGCAUCUGGGCGAUUUAUUGGAGUGCUGCUGGCUAUUGGCCCUUGACAGGCUUCCCUGGAACUCCCACCCAGCAAGAGCCAGCUCUCCACCGAGUGGGGGUUUACCUGGAUCGUGGGACUGAGAAUGUCUCCUUCUACAGCGCCGUGGAUGGAGUGCACCUGCACACCUUUUCUUGUUCUUCUGUCUCACGCCUCCGGCCAUUUUUUUGGUUGAGUCCAUUAGCAUCUUUAGUCAUUCUACCAGUGACUGAUAGGAAAUGAGUCUUUUCUUCCCCUGAUCAAAACUCCUUCCCUGUAGUCCAGCUCAGGGACACACAUCCUUGGGCCCUCUUCUGCCCUUCAUGUCUAUCCUGGAUGGUCCAUCUUCUGGGUCCCCCUAAUGGAACCGUUUGGUAUCUGCCCUUUGUAUGCUUCACAAGAGGCAGUCCCAUGGGAGGUGGUUCUGGCCAAUGGAGAUGGGACAGGAAAUUUUCCAAGGUGCUUUUGGGAAAUCUUUUUGUAGCUUUUAAAGAGAUGUGCGGGGAAGACAUAUGGAUGUUAGCAGCCAUAUUGGAACUAAGAACACAGGAAUGGUGGAAAGGUAGAAGAAACACAGUUUUUGUUGCCGUUGUGAAAUUGUUGAAAUUUCCUUCAUGCCAAGCUUCUUGUUAUAUGAGAUAAUUACACGCUUAUUGUAUAAGACAAUUUUAGUUGUAUUUGGUUACUUGCAGCCUGAAGUAUCCUAACUGGCACUAAAGGGACGUAGUGUGAGCAUCCCACAGUAUAGGCUUAUGUCACUUUUGUGAAAUUUGACAAAGGCAUAGAAUCUUUUUCUAUCCAGUCAGGCAUUGCCUAUUCUUUCCAGUAACUACUGAUUCCCCCACUUUUCUGUCUUAGAAAAUUGUGGGAAUCCCCCCUCACUCUGCCCAUGUUGCACUCUCUCUCUUCCCAACCAUGACUCUGCCCUCAGCUAUUAACUGUGCUGUGUAUUUAUCAAGUUCCUAUAUUGUAUGUACAGGGUUAUUCAUGUCAUCAUGAGAAUGUUGGAAUGCUUGUUAAAUACCUUUUGCUAGCCUCUUCAUAUGCUGUUGCAUAUGACUCUCAUCAAAACUCAGUGAGAUGGAAAGUGAAAUCCUAUUUGUACAAAUGAGAAAACGGAGCUCUUUAGAAUAACUAGCUCAGUAUUGGCUAGCUGGUAAAUGGCAAUGUUGGGAUUAAAAUCCAGAUUUGUCUGAGAUGAAAGCCCGUUCUCUUAUCUACUCUCCCUUUAUUUGGAAGCAUUUAUUGGAUGUUGAUCUUUGUUUCAGGUUUUAAUUUUGUUACUUUUUUUUAUACUGUGUAUAUUUUCCUCAGUCUACCCUUCUGCUCUAGACUGUCUGGACUCAGGAGAUUGUGGCAGUUACCGGAUAGUUAUUUUUAAGAUAAUGAUUGCUUUUCUCUGUUUUUAUAAGUCAUGUGUACUUAUUGUAGAAAGUUUGUAAGAUGCAAAAAGUAUAAAAAUUAAAGUUAUGCACUACUAACAUUUUAAUAUAUUUUCUCCCAGAUUUUCAAUAAAGACUUUCAGGCAGUGA